Messenger RNA from Procambarus clarkii (red swamp crayfish), 1732 nucleotides. It is a transcript of the gene Hsdl2, whose product is annotated as Hydroxysteroid dehydrogenase like 2. Gene Ontology annotation, cellular component: mitochondrion. NCBI's taxonomy places the organism in Eukaryota, Metazoa, Arthropoda, Malacostraca, Decapoda, Cambaridae. The record is from RefSeq and is a predicted model, not a curated record.
AUAUGUUGUAAUACUUGCCAAAUGUGUCGCCGAGUGCCGAGUGAGGCAGAGGUGGCGAGCAGUGUUGGACCCGACCCUCGGUAGGUGUGGAGAAGCUGCUGGACGAGGUGCAUCACAUUCAGACGUCUCGUACACCCGCACCAUGAUCACUAACGCCGGAAAGCUUGCAGGCCGUACUUUGUUCAUCACAGGAGCCAGUAGAGGCAUUGGUAAAGCCAUUGCUCUUAAAGCAGCUCAGGAUGGUGCCAACAUUGUAAUAGCAGCCAAAACUGCAGAGCCUCAUCCAAAAUUGCCAGGAACAAUCUUUACUGCUGCAAAAGAGAUUGAAUCGUUAGGAGGGCAUGCUCUGCCAUGUGUUGUGGAUGUUCGCGAUGAGGAAUCUGUGCGGCAGGCUGUAGAUAAUGCUGUGAAGCAAUUUGGUGGGAUUGAUAUUGUUGUUAACAAUGCCAGUGCCAUCUCCCUCACAGGAACCUUGGCAACUCCACUGAAAAAAUAUGACCUGAUGCAUCACAUAAAUACCAGAGGAACAUACCUUGUAUCCAAGUUAUGCAUCCCCCAUUUGCUAAAAAGUGCAAACCCCCACAUCUUGAAUAUAUCUCCUCCUCUCAACAUGAAGCCUCGCUGGUUCAAAGAUCAUGUAGCUUACACUAUGGCUAAAUAUGGCAUGUCUAUGUGUAUUUUGGGUAUGGCAGAAGAAUUCAGAGAUGAUGGCAUUGCAUGUAAUGCACUUUGGCCCCGCACUGCAAUCAUCACUGCUGCCAUGGAGAUGUUGGUUGGUGGUGAAGUCAACAAGCAGUGCAGAAAGCCAGAAAUCAUGGCUGAUGCUGCCUAUGUCAUGCUCUGCAAGGACUCAAGAUCAUACACUGGAAACUUUGCUGUUGAUGAUGAUGUUUUAAAAGCUGAGGGAGUGAGGAAUUUGGACCACUAUGCAGUUGAUCCAAGUGUUUCACUUAUGCCCGAUUUCUUUUUGGAUGAAUUUGACAGCUUCUCGGCUAAAAAAGCAGCAUCUGCUUCUAAAUUUGUUACUGGCACACAACAGCAGGCAGCUUCACCCGAGGCCAGUGGACAAGUUUCCCAGAUCUUUGCCAAGAUUGAGGGUUUCCUGAGCAAUGAAAUUGUAGAAAAGACCAAGGCUGUAUAUUCAUUUGAAGUGACAGGGGCUGAAUCAGGUAAAUGGUAUAUAGACCUGAAGAAUGGCUCGGGUUCCUGUGGGCGUGGUGACCCAUCGGUUACUGCUGAUGCCACUUUUGUUAUGAGCAGUGAAAACUUUUUCAAGAUGUUUACAGGUUCCUUAAAACCAGCAACUGCAUUCAUGUCAGGAAAGAUGAAGAUCUCAGGAGAUUUGGCUAAAGCGAUGAAAUUGGAAGGGCUCAUGAGCAAACUAAAAUCCAAACUUUGAGCAGUGAUGUUCUAUACUAAUGGUGUAUCACUCAAAACAUGUAACAUUAGUAUUGACUUUUACUGUAUUAUUGCAUUUGGCUUUAUUGCAACUAAGUGGAGUCAUGUGCACAUAGAAGGUAUUUUUAAUACAUAAAUAUUGUUUGGGAAAAUGUAAGUGUCAAAGAUUUUAUAUGUAACCUUGUCAUGUUAUUUGUUGAUGCAAAGGCUUUAUGCUACAGCAUUUAUAUCUGAGAAUGGUUUUCAAAGAUUCUAUAUCAACUAUUUACAUUCAAAUUUUGUAGGAUUUGUCAUACAGGAAAUGAAUUAUAAUUAUUUCUAAAAAAAAGUUUUA